AUGUCUCACCCCGAAUCCAAGCGUGUCAAGAUUGAUGACGAUGCUCCCUACGAGCUCAUCUACUGGCCUACCAUUCCCGGUCGCGGCGAAUUCGUCCGCCUUCUUUUCGAGGAAGCUGGUGUUCCCUACUCAGACGUCGCACAGGAUACUGAAAAGGGCUUCGCUGCAGUCAAGAGUCUCACUGCCAGCGACAACAUCGGCGACGAUAACAACCCCCCAGCUCUAGCACCUCCAGCACUCAGACAUGGCGAUCUUCUCAUCUCCCAGUCGCCCAACAUCAUGCUCUACCUUGCUCCGAGAAUCGGCCUGGCUCCCAAGGAGGGAAAUGGCUUGUACCAUCUCAAUGGAAUCGUCUUGACUAUCGUCGAUGGUCUGGUCAAUGAACUUCACGACACUCACCAUCCCAUCGCCAUUAGCCUGUACUACGACGAUCAGAAGGAGGAGUCCAAGAAAAAGUCCAAAUAUUUCAUCAAGGAUCGGCUUCCUAAGUAUUUCGCUUACAUGCAGCGAGUUUUUGAUGCAAAGACCAGUGGUGAAGGGCCGUGGCUAUAUGGAGAUAGCUUGACCUACGCCGACCUUGUGCUGUUCCAAGCUGUAGACGGAACCAAGUUUGCAUUUCCCAAGUCUAUUGAGGCACUGAAACAGUCUGGCAAGUACGAUGGCGUGUUCAAGCUGUACGACGCUGUCAAGGAGAGGCCAAACAUCAGCAAAUAUCUCCAGAGUGAUAGGCGCAUACCCUACUCGGAAGGAGUUUGGCGACACUACCCUGAGUUGGAGGAAGAAUAG
Fusarium sp. VM40 is the source of this 786-nucleotide messenger RNA. NCBI's taxonomy places the organism in Eukaryota, Fungi, Ascomycota, Sordariomycetes, Hypocreales, Nectriaceae. The record is from the annotation of a GenBank genome assembly.